AUGCUUGGAAAUAAUUGCGUGUCGUUUAUGUUUGAGGAAAUUCGAUACGAACUCAAUGGUACUGAGAUUGAUCGUAACAGAAACGUUGGAAUCACUAGUCUUUUGAAGGGCUAUGCAUCGUUUUCAGGUGACUUCGCACAUUAUAUGGAGAAUGCCGGAUUUCCACAUCCGGUGUUUGAAGAGACUGUAAGAAGACUAGUGGCACAUGAUGAAUAUUUUAAUUUUUACGUACCGUUGUUCAUGUUGUUUGGCUUUUGCGAAGAUUACAAACGUGUGAUACAGUGGCGAAUGCCUCACGUUACGUUGAACGAAGUCAAUAAACUGUCUAUGCUGCGUACCUUGGAGAACGGACGACAUCUGAGUAUGAGUUUCCGUUCAUGGGAUCUGUACGAGUAUCCUCUAUUGCCGAGCACGACGAAGCACUCGUGGGCUAUCAAGACUGCGACUCAGUUCGAAAAGCCGCGAUACGUCAUUUUUGCUCUGCAGACUAAUAGAAAAAACAACAUGGCAGCACGUAAAACUUACCUCUAUGAUUGUAAAUUAACCAACGUGAAACUCUAUCUGAAUUCUGAAUUUUUUCCGUACGAUGAUCUGAAUCUAGAUUGGAACAAACACAGAACCGCCAUUUUGUACGAUAUGUUCAUACGUUUCCGUACAUCUUACUAUCAAAUCCCCUGCGAAAGGAGUGAAACGUUAUUCAGGACAGAUACUUUUAGGGAUCUUUUUCCUCAAGUAAUCAUUGACUGUUCGUGA
This is a messenger RNA of Cyphomyrmex costatus, 753 nucleotides long. RefSeq lists its product as uncharacterized. Bases 1 to 753 code for a protein of 250 amino acids. The transcript has 2 exons. NCBI's taxonomy places the organism in Eukaryota, Metazoa, Arthropoda, Insecta, Hymenoptera, Formicidae. The record is from RefSeq and is a predicted model, not a curated record.